Knipowitschia caucasica is the source of this 1503-nucleotide messenger RNA. Lineage: Eukaryota; Metazoa; Chordata; Actinopteri; Gobiiformes; Gobiidae. The record is from the annotation of a GenBank genome assembly.
AUGGUGAGCAGUGUGGAGAGACCUCCUCCGUCUCCAGUGGGAUCUCAGCUUCUGAUUCGCACCAAAGACUUCAGAGUGUUUCAGCUCCUGGUUCCCAGUGAGAGAGACUGUGUGGACCUGCUCGCCUCCCUCACCCGCCUGUCCAGACCAGAGAAGUACAGUGAGUUGUACUGCAUGUCGUUCAACCCAAACGUGAACAAAGAGGAGAGAGAGGAGUCCUGGAGCUUCAUCGACCUGAAGGAGGACUACAAGAGGAUGGGGGUCCCCAACAACCUGUGGGGGUCCACUACGGCCAACAGCGAGUUUAGGAUCUGUGACACGUAUCCUCCGGAGCUCUUUGUGCCUAAGUCUGCGGUCCCGGCUGUGAUCGUGGGCAGUGCUCGCUUCAGGAGCAGAGGGCGCUUCCCGGUCCUCUCCUACUUCCACCAGGACACGCUGGCCUCUAUCUGCCGCUGCAGUCAGCCUCUGUCAGGGUUCAGUGGUCGCUGUCAGGAGGACGAGCUGAUGCUACAGGCCAUCAUGAAGUCCAACCCAGGGAGCGACUACAUCUAUGUGGUGGACACCAGGCCCAAGCUGAAUGCCAUGGCCAACAAAGCAGCAGGUAAAGGAUAUGAGAACGAGGACCACUACACAAACAUCAAACUGCACUUUAUCGGCAUCGAGAACAUCCACGUGAUGAGGAGCAGCCAACAGAAGAUCAUUGAUGUGGGGGAGCUGAGGACUCCCUCUGUGACUGACUUCCUGUGGGGUCUGGAGAACUCUGGUUGGCUCAAACACAUCAAAGCUGUUCUGGACGCAGGGACCUUCAUCGCUCGGGCCGUAGCAGAUGAAGGAGUGAGUGUGCUGGUCCACUGCUCAGACGGCUGGGACCGCACGGCUCAGGCCUGUUCUGUGGCCAGUGUUCUGUUGGACCCAUUCUACCGGACCAUCAAAGGUUUCAUGGUCCUGAUAGAGAAAGACUGGGUUUCCUUCGGCCACAAGUUCUCACACAGGUACGGUCACCUGGACUCGGACCCUAAGGAGGUCUCUCCGGUCAUGGACCAGUUCCUGGAGACCGUGUGGCAGUUGUCGGAGCAGUUUCCUUGUGCCUUUGAGUUUAACGAGUCCUUCCUGGUCUCGCUGCGGCUCCAGGUUUACUCCUGUCAGUCCGGGACCUUCCUCUGUAACUCUCCCAAGGAGCGACGGGACCUGAGACUGUGUGAGAGAACCCACUGCGUCUGGCCUCAGCUGUGGAAAGAGAGAGCUCAGUUCAUGAACCCUCUGUACAAAGCAGAACUGACCCAGAGCCAAGGCAUCCUCCGACCCAACACCUCCCCCUUCUGCUUCAAGAUGUGGAAGGGUCUGUAUAACCACACAGAGAGAGCAACUAAGGCUCCGGUCAACCAGGAGGAAUCGACCAAUCACGACGCAGUAUCCCCAGGAGGCCCCGCCCACAACCACGCGAGCUCCAACCAAGAGGACAGCAGCCCAGAGUCGUCGUCCAAUCACGUGGGAGAGGACUGA